This is a messenger RNA of Pogoniulus pusillus (Red-fronted tinkerbird), 2181 nucleotides long. It is a transcript of the gene REELD1, whose product is annotated as reeler domain containing 1. Gene Ontology annotation, cellular component: membrane. Lineage: Eukaryota; Metazoa; Chordata; Aves; Piciformes; Lybiidae. Bases 157 to 1686 code for a protein of 509 amino acids. The record is from RefSeq and is a predicted model, not a curated record. The transcript is spliced from 7 exons.
AGUGGCAGAGGGCUGCCGUAGGUGGUGGGCAUUAGCAGUAACAGCUGCUGCGCUUCCCAUUAGAGGAGCAGGGGAAGAAGGUCCCUGAAAGGAUGGGUCUCCGGCAGGCUGCGAGGGCAGCGGCGGCAGCGAGCCGGCAGCGUUCGCGUCCCGAGGAUGGAGGAGAGCAGCAGAGCCCACGUCGUCCUAGCUGGCUGGGCAUGCACAACGCUGUGCUUGUUCUCCUGUGCGGCUGCCUACUCACACGGUGCCAGCCUUUCUGCCUGCAGUGACAUGAUGCCCAGGCACCUGAGAGUGCAGCUGCACAGCCUCAGCAACAACUACCUUACUGUCCACACCAACAUGUCCUCCUACUUCCCAGGUGACAAGGUGCCAGUGACAGUGAGGAGCACAAUGGACUUUAUGGGCUUUUUGCUUCAAGCUCGCAAAGUGUCUAACGAUGAAACUGCUGGCACAUUCAUCAUCAUCCCUCCUGGCUCCAAGCUGCUGACUUGUUUUGAAGAUGGUGACAGUGUCACCCACUCAGACAAGUCACUGAAGAGAAAUCUGUCCUUCGUAUGGAAAGCACCAGCCCAGCCCAUUGGAGACAUCAAGUUUUUCAUCUCUGUAGUGCAGUCAUACUUUGUUUACUGGACGAAGAUUGAAUCUGCUCUUGUGGCUCAGCGAGGACAAAACACAACACUUGCUGGCAGUGACAAGAAGCUUCAUCCUGUAACCCCUGCACCCUCACAAGAACCACACCCCACAGGUCCCACGUCGCCUGUGGCUGCCACCAGCACCCCCGAAGCACCUGCCAGCCCCAUGGGCACCGCGGCGAGGCCAGCAGUGGAGGCAGGUUUGGGUGCUGGGUCCGACGCCCAGCCCGUAGCCCAGCCCAAGCAGCUGACCCGACCUUCGCGGGCUGCCUCCGGCGGCAGCGGCGACUCCAGCAGCCAGGAGCUGGAGCUGUAUAUCUCCACUCAAGAAGCCAGCAUCGCGGAUGCCUUGCAAGGUGUCCUCUCCCAGGACAACACCUCCAGCUACAGCAUCUCUGAGAGAGCAGGAAGCACUGCCAGUGCUGCCACCCCAGGCUUGUGUCUGAUGUGUAAAGACAAGAGGCAGGCCAGCACUGAGAUCAAGAACGGCCUGAAAGCCUCUCCAUUUGCAACAGUGUCUCCUGCCCCACAUGCACUCACUGACCCGGGGAAUACUGCUGUGACAUCAGCCUGGUUUGGCAACCCCAACGCUGCCGGCAAUUUGUCAUCAGCCUCAAGGCAAAUGGCAGAGAGAAAGCUGUCACCACAGCCAGAAGAGACUGGUGCCAGGGGAGAGCAGGAAGAAGAGGAGAAGGUGGGUGGGAAUAGCCUGCCGUGGGUGACCAGACCUGCUCCUGAAUCUGCCGUUCCCGGGAAGGGAGAAAACCCUGGCAGAGGGACCCGACUCCUCGCUGCCCAGCUGGGCAUCCUCCUGGUGUGCACGGCCGCCCUGGGGCUGGCGCUGGCAGCCGCCGUGCGCUGUGCCUGCGCCCAGCACUGCCACAAGCGGACAGAGGUCUCCUUCAGCCAGCCCGACCCCGAGGUCAUCGCCGUCGGAGACCACGGGGAGGUGAUGCACUUCCGAAAGAUCCGGGAGAACAGCUUCGUGCUGGUGCAAGCCCAGUACAACUGGGUCAGCCCCUCGAGCAGUGGGAAGAAGACGAUUAUCUGAACACCUGCGAGGCCCAGACGGGGCUGCAGCGGCUGGGGUGGGUGGAAAUAGCCUGGACCUCACCGUGCAGGUUGUUGGAAGCAGUGGUCUGGUCCCUCUCUGGACUGCCAGAUAGGUAAACGCUCAAAGCAGCCAGUUCAGAGAGAGGUGUUAGUCUAAGCUACCUAAGCUGCAGCUGCUAAUAGAAGCUGAUAGAUUGUUCAGUGUGUUACCAAACUUCACAUUGUGUACCUGCGCCUCGGCUGUCGCCACAGCCAUGAUAUGCAUUGCCUCUGCUGCCUUAGGGUGUAGCCAAAAAUAGCAAUUCUUCCCUCAUAUUGUAUUGUUGUUUAAUCUCAGCCUUCUAUUUCCUUCUAGGAACAAGAAACCCCUGAUAUAACCCCCUCCAUUCUCCUUUAGGAGCUUGCAGGUUUGAUUUUUGUGCACUUGGUGUCUCUCAGAUGACAAAAUAGAUGUGAAGCUUCAAUUUGCAAAUAAAAAGCAAUAGCUCAUUAA